Eremomyces bilateralis CBS 781.70 is the source of this 1310-nucleotide messenger RNA. Its product is annotated as putative histone H3 protein. The transcript is spliced from 3 exons. Gene Ontology annotation, cellular component: nucleosome. Bases 449 to 940 code for a protein of 163 amino acids. The record is from RefSeq and is a predicted model, not a curated record. NCBI's taxonomy places the organism in Eukaryota, Fungi, Ascomycota, Dothideomycetes, Eremomycetales, Eremomycetaceae. Gene Ontology annotation, molecular function: structural constituent of chromatin; DNA binding; protein heterodimerization activity.
CGCGCUUUGGAGCUUCAAAGUGUUGACAACCUUCAGCCCGAUAUUGGGGAGUCCACAUACAAAUAGGAAAAUAUCUCGAUAUCCCGGUGCAAACCCAUUAAUCCAACCCUUCAAUCCAACCCUUCAAUCCAACCCUUCAAGUCAGUGAGGCUGUUCGCCAACGUCUUGCUAUCAACAAUCGAUCCAUCUGCUUGGGACAUAGGGAAUCGACAACCGCCUCGCAACCAGAGCAUCUCGACCCUCGUAACUCCCUGCUUUUGCGCAGCAGCGCACAUUACCCGGAGCUAUCAAUCGUCGCCGCACAAUUCGGCUUGUCCCGGCGCUCAAUUCAUCCUAGUGUACACAUCCAGAGACAUAUGAUGUGGAGUCCCUGAGCCUCGCUGCUCGUUACGUUCCCGCCAUCCCUGGACCAUCUUCACGACUUCGGGCCCCUAUCGAACCUCGCACCAUGCCCCCGAAGGCCCAUCGGCCCGGUCAAGCCUACGCCGUAGGUGGCUCCGGCAAGCGACCAUCGAAAAUUGGUAGAACGACCGCAAGAAAAACGAAUCGAAGCGCUGGUGGAUCAAAUACGCCCCAGCGGCGGAAGAAAGGCGGGGUUGAACCUGGCGACCCUGUCCCGAAGAAACAACAUCGUUGGAAGCCGGGGACGCUUGCGCUCCGGGAAAUUCGGCGAUAUCAACGAAGUACCGACCUACUCCUUGCGAAACUCCCCUUCGCUCGUCUGGUCCGCGAAGUCGCGCUGCAAAUGAUCCAACCGGGCGAUGUCCUUCGCUGGCAAUCACAAGCAAUCCAGGCACUCCAGGAAGCCGCCGAGGCAUUCCUAGUCCAUCUAUUCGAGGACACCAAUCUGUGUGCAGUACAUGCGAAGCGGGUUACGAUCAUGCAGAAAGACAUACAGUUAGCCCGGAGAAUUCGAGGCGCCUGGGGUGGUUCGGGUUGAUGUCUUAGGUAUUGCAUUUUAUUUUCGGGUUGGCUGCAAUAGUAGCUGUUAUCUAUGCGGCGUCGCUGGACGGGUUGUCUGGUAAGCGAAGGAGUUUGGGAUUGAGGUCAUCCGAACACGGAGAACACAUGGGGACCAGUACAAACCGAGGGACCUGCCGGAUGGGAGAUACCGGGUAUUCUGAUGGAAAAAGAUCCGAAUGCUGUUGCAAUGCAAGGGAUCAUUCUAUUCAAUAAUUUACAACACUACGGCUUCAUCAGUCAUACCGACAUAUUGACGAAAAGUCAGAAACUCGCUCAAGGAACCGUUCAAAGCAUGUGUACCUGGAGGAAUGUGCGUGCAUAAUAUUGGAACAAUGCUCCCCAAACUA